AUGCGUUCAUUCCUUUUGUCCCUCGCCUUGUGCGUGUUGGUGGAUGGCCGUGCCUGUCGCUCACGUUCUGCCACCGCCGUGUACACGACAUCUGCUCCAUCCUCUCAUUACGGGUCGCAUACAUUGUCUUCGACCUCAUCGAUAGCAUUUUCGGCAACAUCAGGCUCGCCCAGUGCGUCCACAGUAUCAUCUUCUAUUAUAUAUGAGUCGUCGGUUGCCUCGGGCGCUUCUUCGACCUCUACGGAAGAGGAGUCCACAACGAGCACUCAAUCCUCUUAUAGUACGACGACGACGCCCGGAGACUCGACUACCAGCUCAAUCGGGCCAUCAGCUACCGCCUCGCUCGAUUCUUCGAGUAUGACCUCCGUGGUGUCGUCAUAUACUUUCGAAUCCUCUUCAUCCACAACCACCUCAGAAGAAAUGGCAUCAACAUCAACAUCAACAUCAACAACAGCCUCCUCCUCUUCUGUGGAGAAAACGACAUCAACGUCAACAUCAUCAUCGACCCCGCUUGCCACAUGCGAGAGUGGAAACCGGAUUUCCAACCCAAGCUUCGAUAAUGGUAGCCUUUCGCCAUGGUCUACCGCGGUCUGGAGCUAUGCGUCUGCGGACGUCGCGAGCGGUUGCGACGCUUUUGGAUCCAACUACUGCGUGCAUCUUGUACUCAUGGGUGCUCAUGACGAAGAAGAAGAAGCCGAUGUUAUACAGACCUUCGACACUGUAAUCGGCAACAGUUACAGUUUGAGUCUUGACGUGAAGGGAUCAUCAACUGUCACGUGCUACGUAAAUAAUGCUGUUGUGAAGAGCUGGAGUGUCGCUGCCACUAGCACAUGGCAACACUACGUUAGUGCUGCCAACUUUGUUGCGUCUUCUACACAAACAACUAUAACCUGCCAAUUGGUCGACUCCGGCAGUAAUGCACAAUCCAUGUAUCUCACCAACUUUAACGUCGAGUGUCAGACUGCAGCCUAG
Neoarthrinium moseri is the source of this 972-nucleotide messenger RNA. RefSeq lists its product as uncharacterized. Lineage: Eukaryota; Fungi; Ascomycota; Sordariomycetes; Amphisphaeriales; Apiosporaceae. The transcript has a single exon. The record is from RefSeq and is a predicted model, not a curated record. Bases 1 to 972 code for a protein of 323 amino acids.